AUGUCACAAGCAGAGAAACACACCUCUCGUGCUAUCCGCAGUGCUAACAUGCUCAAAGUAGCUGAAACCAGGAGACAGUGCAUUAGAGAAAACACAAUGGAAGCUACCGGGACAAACCCAAUUCCCGAGAUACUGCAAGUCAGCCCACCUCCCCUUCCACCCUCCCCCGCGAUACUGCAAGUCAGUUCACCUCCCCUUCCACCCUCUCCCGAGAUACUGCAAGUCAACCCACCUCCCCUUCCACCCUCUCCCGAGAUACUGCAAGUCAGCCCGGCCCCUUCCAUCCUCUCCCGAGAUACUGCAAGUCAGUUCACCUCCCCUUUCACCCUCUCCCGAGAUACUGCAAGUCAGCCCACCCCCUUCCACCCUCUCCCGAGAUACUGCAAGUCAGCCCGGCUCCUUCCACACACCCCGCGAUACUACAAGUCAGUUCGCCUCCCCUUCCACCCUCUCCCGAGAUACUGCAAGUCAGCCCACCUCCUCGUCCACCCUCUCCCGAGAUACUGCAAGUCAGCCCGGCCCCUUCCACCCUCUCCGGAGAUACUGCAAAUUAGCCCAGCCCCUUCCAUCCUCUCCCGAGAUACUGCAAGUCAGCUCACCUCCCCUUCCAUCCUCUCCCGAGAUACUGCAAGUCAGCUCACCUCCCCUUCCAUCCUCUCCCGAGAUACUGCAAGUCAGCUCACCUCCCCUUCCAUCCUCUCCCGAGAUACUGCAAGCCGGAUUACACUUAUAGACCAAACUGGACUUUUAAUGCCAUAA
Messenger RNA from Mya arenaria, 759 nucleotides. RefSeq lists its product as uncharacterized. The transcript has 2 exons. Bases 1 to 759 code for a protein of 252 amino acids. NCBI's taxonomy places the organism in Eukaryota, Metazoa, Mollusca, Bivalvia, Myida, Myidae. The record is from RefSeq and is a predicted model, not a curated record.